AUGGCACGCCAUGAUGACUCAGGCGGUGUCAGCGCUUUGGUUCGACACACGGCUGGUAUGGCUGAAUUAGCAAUUAGUGCAGGUCAUCCAGAUCGAAAGCACAAUGAAUAUUUACCAUAUCCUGAUAGAGAUUUUGACGAUCCUGUCGAUAAUCGUUUUCAAAAAGCUGAAAAAUUUACUGUUGGCCAUAUAUUUGAUCGCAAUGGACGAACAUUUGUUCCUAAUGUUCCAGUUAUUGUUGUAGCAAUUGUUGCUGAACGCACGUACGCGGGUUUUACAGAAUUUCUAAAUCCUUACUUAUAUUGCAUAACAACAAGACAUGGUCCAUUUGAAUGGACUAUUUAUAAACGUUAUCGAAAUUUCAACGAUCUACAUAAAGCUUUAGUUCAAUUUGUUGAAAGUGACACACAGCAAUCUAUCGGUGAUUCAGAAAAAAUACAAGACGAAGAUAAUGAAAAUCCGUGUUUUCCAACUAGAAAUGAUCGAUUAGCAUUUAUUAACAAUAAUAUUGUUCAAGAACGUUGUCAAAUUCUACUUGAAUAUCUCAAUAAAAUUCUAAGACAUCCGAAAUUUCGUAAUCAUUCAGCAAUGCGUGAAUUUUUUGGUGUUAGCUGUGUCUCGUUCGUCUAUGGUUUAUCAGUUAGCAUCAAAGAAGCCUAUUUACUCAAACGAUCUCAUGAUGAUUAUCGUGGUCACAGUUUCUUUCUACGUUUGCCAUUUCUUUGUGAUGCAUGUAAAUUUCAUCAUGGUCGAAAAUGGUUUGUUGUUAAAGAUUCUUAUAUUACUUAUAUACGUCCCGAUACAUAUGAAAUACGUUUUCCAAUGUUGGUUGAUCGUGGUUUUGAAAUUGCUAGUGGUUUUCGCCAAACGAGGACACAACAUGGUAUAAAAAUAACAAAUUUGCAACGUACAUUACUUCUUAAAUGUCGAAAUAAUCGAGAUUGUGAUGAAUGGACACAACAUUUGUUAAAUUUAAAAGAGCAAGCUAACAGUUUUGUUAGUGCCACAGCAAGUCGUUUUAAUUCAUUUGCACCUGUUCGUCAGAAACAACUAGCUUAUUGGUUUGUCAAUGGUAAAAGCUAUAUGAAGGCAGUUGCAAAAGCACUUUUAACAGCCAAAGAAGAAGUCUUUAUAACGGAUUGGUGGCUUUCACCGGAAAUAAUGAUGAUAAGACCAACUGAUGAUCAAUCAUUUCGAUUGGAUAAUUUAUUAGGAGAAAUAGCUGAUAAUGGUGUUCGUGUAUAUGUUCUAGUUUUUAAAGAAAUGUCAUUUGCUAUGGGUCUAAAUAGUUUACACACAAAAAGAGCUUUAAUUAGAAAAAGUAAAAACGGAUUUAUAAAGGUUAUUCGUCAUCCUGAUCAUUAUCCAAGUGGUGGAGUUUUUCUAUGGUCUCAUCACGAAAAAACGGUUAUUAUUGAUCAAAAAGUUGCAUUUGUUGGUGGCAUCGAUUUAUGUUUCGGCCGUUGGGAUGAUGAUUUUAUGCGUCUUGCCGAUUUGGGUGAAGAUAACAUAACAAAGCUAAAGAUGCCAAUCGAAAUACAAGCUGAAAGACAAGCAUCAGCCAGUGAAGAACCAGAUGAAGAAAUACCAAUGGCUAUGACACAAAUGGCUGCGCGAGCGGGUGCAAGACCAGUUAAGAGAACUGAUCAUAUGAGAGCAGCCGGUGCUAUUGCUUCUAGCAGAGAUGCUGCUGAUAGUAAACAAAUAGAUCAAACUCUUGCUGGUGAACCUGGGCUUCAUGUAAAGACUGCAGCAAAAAAAUGGCUUGAAUCCAAGUUUUCAGGAAACGAUCGAGAUGGAACCGAGAGUGACUCAGAAAAGGGUAAUCGUCGUGUUGCACGCCCACCACUAACGCGUUUACUAACUAAUGCUGAUCGUCAAACUACUAACAAACAAAAUGAACAAGAUUUAGAAUUGCACGCAUUGUCUAAUUGGCGACAUCCAAAAACUAAUUUGAAUCGUUUGCGAUCUCUAGAUCUAGCCGAGACUGGCCAGGGUGAUCACGCUGCUCAUACUAAUGCUAUUUCUUCUCAUCGAUAUCGCUCGCACAAUGCUUUUAAUAAAUUUGUACGUCAGCCAAUAGAUUUUGCACGGCGCGACCCAAUGAAUGCUGAACAAAAAAUACUUGAAGAUGAAGAAGAUGCUAUUCGACGACCAGAAAAAUACGCUCGUAAAUGGAGAAAGCUAGUUAAAAUGAUGAAAAAAGAUAAUGAAGAAGAAGAUUCUGAAGAAGAAGAGAAACCUGAAGAACCACAAUCAUAUGCUGGAUCACCAAUAGUUGUUGAUACAAAACAUCGAUAUUUUGUUGGAAAAGAUUAUUCGAAUCCUUAUGAAAAAGAUUUUAUGGAACUUGAAAGAUUCAACGAAGAUUGUAUUGAUCGAAAAGUAGUACCUCGUAUGCCAUGGCAUGACGAAGCUCUUGUUGUCUUUGGUAAAGCAGCUCGUGAUGUUGCCAGACAUUUUAUUCAACGAUGGAAUAUUCAUAAGUGUGAAAAAUUUCUAUAUGAAGAUUCUUAUCCAUUUCUAUUACCAAAAACAUAUGAUGAUCCAGAUGAAUUACGAGUUAAAAAUUGGGCAGAAUUUCUUGAAGCUAGACCUUUUGAAGUUGAUGCUCAAUGUGUUCGUUCUGCAGGACCAUGGUCUAUUGGAACAAAAAUAAUAGAAAAUUCAAUUCAAAAUGCGUAUAUACAAAUGAUUGAUGCAGCAAAACAUUAUAUUUAUAUCGAAAAUCAAUUUUUUAUUACUAUUAGUGAUGAUAGUACGGUGAAAAAUCAUUUGGCUGACGCACUUUAUCGAAGAGUAUUACGAGCACAUACUUCAAAUGAAAAAUUUCGUAUUUAUGUUGUUCUUCCUCUACUGCCUGGUUUCGAUAAUGUUAAUGCAGUUCAAGCAGUAUUAUAUUUUAUUAUGCGUUCGAUUACCAAAGGUGAUGGAUCAUUGUUUAAACGACUUAUAAAAGCAGGUGUUCCACCCGAUAAUUAUGUUAGUUUUUUUGGUAUGCGCGCUCAUGAUGUACUUAUGGGUCUUUUAGUAACUGAGAUAAUUUAUGUACAUUCGAAAUUAAUGAUAAUUGAUGAUCGUAUGGCAAUCUGUGGUAGUGCUAAUAUAAAUGAUCGGUCAUUGCUUGGUCAACGUGACAGUGAAUUUUGUGUUGUUAUUAAUGAUCGUGAAGAAGAAGAUGGUGUAUUUAAUAGAAAAAAAGUUCGUGUUGGAAAAUUUUGUGGUAGCUGGAGAAGACGACUCUUUGAGAUGAUGUUAGGCAUUCAAUUUGACAAUCCAAAUAAUAUUAAUGUAAAUGAUCCAGUAUCAGAUGAAUUUUAUAAUUACUUUCGCGAUGUUGCAAAAAAGAAUACAUUAAUUUAUGAAGAAGUAUUUGCAACAUUACCAAGUGAUCGUGUUAGAAGAUUUGAUCAAGUUGCACUAUAUACUGAUGCACCAAAAUUAAAAGAAACUGAUCCGUUACUAGCACAAGAAAAAUUAAAACGUAUUCAAGGUGUACUUGUUGAAUAUCCACUUUAUUUUCUUGAUGAAGAAAAUUAUUUACCAAGCAUCAACACUCGUGAAGGUCUUGUUCCUAAUGUCAUGUGGACGUAA
Messenger RNA from Rotaria socialis, 3594 nucleotides. The record is from the annotation of a GenBank genome assembly. NCBI's taxonomy places the organism in Eukaryota, Metazoa, Rotifera, Eurotatoria, Philodinida, Philodinidae.